UUCAUUUAUAUAAUUCAUUGAGUUUUCUGUUCUGUUGACACUAGAAGAUGCCAUUUGACACUUGAUCGGCGCAGUGUCACUUCCGGGAAGAAGAGGAGCCGGCCUGCGAGCAACGGAGCAAAGCAACGCACAACGUUCUGGUGACGUCGAAGAUGACGGCGGUGGCGAUGCCUCCCGCGAUGGCCCACAACAACAGCGGUGGAAUGAUACAAGUGGUGAACGAGAAUAAUUUAAGUAAGAUAGAGAGCUUCCUCAACGACACGGCUUACAGAGAAGCCAUUGAGAAUUCCUCCAAUUACAAUAGCAGAUUAUGCCGGGAACGACGUCUUCGCAUGCCCUUCCUCGACUCGCAAACGGGUGUGGCACAGAAUCAUUCUGCACUUUUUAUGUCCUCGAGAGAAAGAUUACCAGGAUUGUUAAAUGGUCAAAUUUACACCUAUCCAAGCAAAAGAUGGCGAAAGAAACGACGGCAAUACUUGAUGCACUAUCUACAUCCAAAACGAGGACCAAGAGGUGAUACAGAGGAUGGAACAGAAGGCAUCGAAGCUGUUACGCACAUAAAUGACGAUAGCAAAGAUUCAGUAGUACUUAAAGACGAACAUAGUAAAGAUGCUUGGUAUUAUGAUGAACAAGAUAUGUUAGACAUGGAUGCUUACGAUGAACCUGAUCCUGAUAGUGAUUAUGAUUAUGAAGAGAGUUAUAGUAGUAAACGAAAACGCAGGAAAACACGUGGAGGUGGUCACCAUCCUGCUCGUAAUCAUCCACCUUCGACAGAUAGCCCAGGCGGCAAACGAACAAAGGGUGGAGGCCGCGGACGCAAAAAAGCCAACUACGACUCUGUUGACACUGAUAAACCAUUCGUUUGUGACCUAUGCAGCGCACGGUAUAAGACCAGACCUGGUCUGGUCUACCAUUACGGUCAUUCCCACUCUACUUCCUCUGGUGAUCCUGCUAAGGAACUAAGUCCCAGUCCUGCCGAAGUUGAACCUAGGAGCGUUGCAGACACCGCUGCUUCGAACCAGCCAGGUGGUACGCGUCGGGGUCGUCAGAACGCUACUUCCUCGAGUACCUCGAGUCCCUCCCCGGCGGCGCCUGCCGGCGCCUCCGCUGGGGGAGCGACGGCGCUGCCAUCGCAACAAUCCCAGCAGCAGCAGCAGCAGCUGCAACCGACGUCCUCGCAGCCGCCCAUCGCGCCGGCGUCGCCGUCCACCAUCUCGGCGAGCAAGGAAGAUCACCUGCCCGCGGCGUCCUCGCCCGGCGGCACCGUCUGUCCGUCGCUCUCCUCCACGGAGACCGGGGCAGGAGGCUCGCCCAACCCCGGAGGUGCUGGAGGAGGAGGAAGUGCAGGAGGUGGCGGUCCGGGUGGACCGACCGGCGCCGAGAAGAAGCCCGGCGGCAAGUCGUCCGCCGCCCAACCGUCCCCGUACUGCGACUUCUGCCUGGGGGACGCCCGCGAGAACAAGAAGACAGGCGGAUCCGAGGAGCUGGUGUCGUGCAGCGACUGCGGCCGCUCAGGGCAUCCAACGUGUUUGCAAUUCACUGCAAAUAUGAUCGUUUCUGUUCGCAAGUACAGGUGGCAAUGUAUCGAAUGCAAAUGUUGCUCCAUUUGCGGCACCUCUGACAACGAUGAUCAGUUGCUGUUCUGUGACGACUGUGAUCGUGGAUACCACAUGUAUUGUCUGGCUCCUCCUCUUGCGUCACCUCCGGAGGGCUCCUGGUCGUGCCGCUUGUGCUUAGCCGAAUUUCAUCGCCGUGAUUAAGUUCACUCUCUGGGAUAGUAUAUAGAUAUAUACAUAUAUAUAUAUAAGUCACGGAGCUAUCCUUGCUAUCGCUGUGGCAUACAACGUCUUGGUCGUCUUAUUAGGAGAAUUAGGAGAGUAUUCGCGAGAGCUCACUCGUACACCUAAGAUCUCUUCUUUUCGACUGAACUGGCAGCACUAGUUCAGAGUUUAUCUUUUUUACUCCACAUUGGAGGGAAAGAGAUAAACUCUGAACUAGUGCAGCCAGUUCAGUGAAAAAGAACAGAUAGUAUUAUAUAAUACAGACACCCCAAACUUUUGGAGGGGAAAGAAGAAAAAAAAGGAAAGUUCAUUGAUCAUUAUUUAUUACAAAAUUUAUAUUGACAUAUUAUUAUCAGCUUCUUGUUACAUUAUGUUGAUGAUAAUAAUAAUAUAAUGACGAUAAUAAUUAGAGAAGAAUACAUUUAGCGUAAUCUGUCAUUAUCUCAGGCACUUGGUGAUCUCGACGAGAUAAAGAUGUAAGGAGACACAUAUUUAUAUAUAAUUUAAUCGAGAUAGUUUUUAGAAUAUAUAUAUAAGUGUAUAAAGAUACAACUCAUAUAUAAUUUGAUCGACUGUCAACAGAGUCCUGUAAGGAGAACGAACAGAGAGAUUAUUAAUUUUAAAGGCGAAGACGGAGUUCGAUUUACUGAUGAUCUUAGAUUUUACAUUCGUGUACCGAACAAAGUGUAUUUUUUGCUCAUUUUAUGAACUGACACAUACGUACACACACACACAUAUAUA
Nylanderia fulva is the source of this 2522-nucleotide messenger RNA. Its product is annotated as zinc finger protein ubi-d4 A. Gene Ontology annotation, biological process: nervous system development. Lineage: Eukaryota; Metazoa; Arthropoda; Insecta; Hymenoptera; Formicidae. Gene Ontology annotation, cellular component: nBAF complex. The record is from RefSeq and is a predicted model, not a curated record.